Molecule: messenger RNA, 1674 nt
Organism: Cryptomeria japonica (Japanese cedar)
Lineage: Eukaryota; Viridiplantae; Streptophyta; Pinopsida; Cupressales; Cupressaceae
Exons: 5
Coding region: 1-1341 (446 amino acids)
Biological process (GO): regulation of developmental process
Molecular function (GO): DNA-binding transcription factor activity; DNA binding
Source: RefSeq, a predicted model, not a curated record
AUGGGGGAUGAUCAAGGUAGGGCAAGGGACCUAAUUAAGAGCUUGGUGCCAAAGCUGCUAAAUGAAGAAGAUUGCUCCCAUAUUGGCAAACAUCUUUCAAAGGAAGAGGUUGAGCAGGCUAUUACAUCUCUGAGUAAUGAUAAAUCCCCAGGGCUAGAUGGUCUUCUAGUGGAGUUUUACAAAGCAAAUCUAAAUUGGAUUUCUGAGGAGCUCCUUGAUCUAUAUGAGGAAGCUAUUGAUAGAGGAUCUCUUGGAAAGGAGAUAAACCAAGAAUUAAUUAAGAUGAUUCCCAAAGAGGGCAACAAAACACUGAUUAGAAAUUGGAGGCCCAAUACCUUACUUAAUGUUUCAUAUAAGAGUUUGGCCAAGGCAGCUACUAACAGGUUGGAAAAGAUCCUCCAUAAAAUCAUUAGCCCCACUCAAACUGGUUUUGUGAAGGGAAGUUCAUUGUGCUCAAAGCGUAUAAUCCACAGUUCAUUGUGGAAGGAAUUGAGGGUUAUUACAAUAAACAAAAAGGAAGUGAAAAUGGUUUCCAAAAGGAAUUGGACUGAUAUGUUCAAAGUACAACCCUCAACAUCAAUCAAUCAGGGGAAGAGUCGUUCAAGCUUGAACCGAGGUGGACAAGAGCUGAGAAAUCCAGAACCCAAAGCGAGAUGGAACCCUAAAAAGGAACAAAUUGAGAUUUUGGAGUCCAUUUACACGUCCGGGAAGAUAAGGCCCAGCAGAGAUGAUAUACGAAUGAUCAGAAUUCAGCUACUGGAGUUCGGAGAGGUGGAAGAGGCAAACAUCUUCUACUGGUUUCAAAACAGAAAGUCCAAAAACAGGAAAAGGCAACGCCUUCUUGUUGCCGGUACAGCCAACCCCAUUCAAACCAGUACAGCCAAUCCGAUCCAAACCAUGGAAAAAUCAAGUUUUCCCUCACUCUCACCUUCUAUUUCUUCAUUUCCCAAUCAUCAAACUCAACGAGUUUCUGCCGAUACACACAUUAACCUGCAACAAGGAGGACUGUCGAGUGGAAGUACAACAUACCCAUAUAAGUAUAAUUCCGCAAUAUCAUCUUUUCCUCAGAAUUAUUCUUCUUUUCUGCUGCCUGAAAAGCAAUCAGACCCAUUCAAUCAUUAUCAGCGCCCUGAAGCUGCUAUCCCUUCUGCCCUAACUGACACUAAUCCAGAUACAAGAGUGAGUUCUACAAGAGUGGGUUCUGGGAAUGAAGAUUUGUUCACUGUAAUGAUUGAUGGUACGAAAUAUAAAGCACCUAGGGGGACCUGUAAAUGUGAGGAAUGCCUUCAGUCCAAAUGUGAUUAUGGUGGAUACCGCUUGUCAACGCAUUCUCACAAAUGAAAGUGGAUUCAGUUUGCAUGGCCUGCAAGAAGGGGGAGACUACUAUUUGCUAAAUAAGACAGGAGGAGCAGCUCCACUCCUGGAUUUUCUCAAGUGUAGGAUAUCUUAAGCUUUUUCAAAUAUCAGGCAAUCUGGGCAUCAUUUUGAAGCUUUCUCUGAUCAAGCAAUCUUGGGAUUCUUCAAUAGCAUAUCUGUGAAUGAUUGUUAUAAACAUUUUAUGUAAUUUUUUAUUGUUUUCAACAGUUUUUCUUCUUUUACCAGUUUCUUUUUGCUACUCAUGAUAAAAGAUGAAUCCAGAUACCAUUGUCUUCUUCAAUCUUUAUGUGGAGUCAA